Molecule: messenger RNA, 3807 nt
Organism: Labrus bergylta (ballan wrasse)
Lineage: Eukaryota; Metazoa; Chordata; Actinopteri; Labriformes; Labridae
Source: RefSeq, a predicted model, not a curated record
GUGAACACAACAAACACGGACAGGUCGGAGUCUUGGUGGCGUCUGAGGCCAAAGUGGAUGGCGUUGAGACGGCCCUGAGUGCGGGCGUGGAACACGAGCACAGCCACGAGCAGCUCCACGCCUGCAUCGGGGUCUCUCUGGUCCUGGGCUUCGUCUUCAUGCUGCUGGUGGAUCAGAUCGGCAGCUCUCACGUGCACAGUAGUACUGAAGAUCCAGAGUCCGCAAGAGUCGCCUCCUCCAAAAUCACCACCACCCUGGGUCUCGUGGUCCACGCUGCAGCUGACGGUGUGGCGUUAGGAGCCGCCGCCUCCACCUCUCAGACCAGCGUUCAGCUCAUCGUCUUUGUGGCCAUCAUGCUGCAUAAGGCUCCUGCAGCGUUCGGCCUCGUGUCGUUCCUGAUGCAUGCUGGUCUGGAGAGAAAUCGCAUCCGCAAACAUCUCCUGGUCUUCGCCUUGGCAGCGCCCGUCCUCGCCAUGCUCACCUUCGUAGGCCUCAGUCAGAGCAGUAAGGAGGCCCUGUCCGACAUCAACGCCACCGGUGUGGCCAUGCUCUUCUCCGCCGGCACCUUCCUCUACGUGGCCACCGUCCAUGUCCUCCCUGAGGUGGGCGGCGGGGGCGGCCACAGCCACGCCCCUAAUGGAGGGAACGGGGGCAAAGGACUGAGCAAGCUGGAGGUGGGAGCGCUGGUGCUGGGCUGCCUCAUUCCUCUGGUGCUGUCCGUCGGUCACCACCACUAAGACGUGGCGCUCGGGGCGGAUGAACAACGACGGCUGUACAGAGAAAACACAAAGAGAGAGAGAGAGGGAGAGAUUAAAGAUGGAGGGAUCUAAACGUCUUACUGUUAGUGUCUGCUGGUGGACCUCGACGACCUGGAAACAGACUGAAUGAUGUCACAGGAAGUCCGAGCCGCUGCAGUGACAUCAGAGCAGGAGCUGAUGUUUCUGAUCUGCUCAGCUCCUCCUGUUUGUGUCCAUUUAUUCCACAUAAACCUUUUUUAGAGACGGAUCUGUUUAUUUACAUCACCGCGGAGUUCCAGCGUCAUCGUGCUCGACGGAUCUCUGCACAGCGGUGACAGUUGCACAGCUGAGAUUGAGACGGUCUUGAUUUAAGAGAGUUUAAGAGAACUUUUUUUUAUGUAUCUUACAGCGGUUAAAUGUCUUAGCAGCGAUCCACAGUGAUUUGAACUGAUUGUCAAGUGCCAUAUUAACAAAGUGAGACCUGGAGGAGAGAGCGCCACAGUUUGACAGAAACACUCCCGACUCAUCACAUUCUGUUUCUUCUUCUGGCUGCAGGAUCAGAAAUCAGCCAGACGCCAUGAGCUCACAUUUGUUUGGCAUGUGAGUCAGAAUAUAUCCAUGUUGAUCAUCAGUUUGUGGUCUGAACAGGAGGGAGAGCUCGUGUAGUCUCUCUCCUCUUCAAACGCUCGAUGUUUGGGGACUCGUCGUCUUUCUAAAUGUGCUUCUUUCUCUUUGUUACAUGCAGGUUAAUCAUUAGACUGGAGGAUGAAUCGUUAGGUGAUCAUGUAAAGUGUUUAUAAGCUUCUAAUUUUUUUUUUUUUAAAGGUGGAUGGUAGUUCAGCAGCUCUGAUUGGACCAAAUGAGGCGUUAACUGAACAGAAACAUUUUGGGAACAUCGGCUCAGAGUUACAGGAUUAUUAAGUCAAACGUUCAACAAACCUAAUAGUCUUUUCUCGUUUAUUUAUCCCUCAUUAAUUAGUCGUACCCGAGCAGUAACUCCAAGCACGGACGCUCUUGAACGAAUCCCCUCCCACCAUGCCUCGUCCUCCAGGUGGAUGAAUGGAGGUGUAAUCAGGCCGCUGUAGUGAGUGUUCCUGUUUGACUGUGCAGCUCCCUGCAGACUGUAAAUGUUUGUACUGUACAGAGUCACUUCUUUUCACGCUCAUCAUGAUCGCUCUGUGUGUCGGACAGAACCGCUGACUCACACAGGCUUUGUUUGAUCGUGACUCUUUGGACCCUGAUGGACUCUUCUCUGAGGCUGCAGACUCUCAUGUAUGAGUCAAACACUUGUGCUCCACGCCUGAGGACCUCCCCUGUUCCUCUGUGAGACGGAGAACGGGUACAGAGGAGUGGGCCGCAUGCAGACCAGCAGCUGCAUGAGCUUUUUUCUUUUUUUUUCUUUUUUUUAUGAGAAGCUGUAAGUUUGUAUAAAAGUAAAAAGAAAAGUUUCUGUGCAGUCGGACAUGUUAGAGGACGGCCCCAGUAUGUGCAUCGUUAUCAAAUCCCUGCUGAGAUCUGUCAUCGAUAAGUUCAGUGUCAACAAACCUUUGAACACUUUUCGACCUCGAGACGCCAAAAAACAAACAAACCGAGGCAUUGUUUUUGAACGGCCUCCAAAAAACCCUACUCAAAUCACUUACUGGGGUGAUGUCAUUACAUACUGGGGUGAUGUCGUCACUUACAGGGGUGAUCUCAUCACAUACCAUACUGGGGUGAUGUCAUUACAUACUGGGGUGAUGUCGUCACAUUCCGGAGUGAUGUCGUCACAUACCAUACUGGGGUGAUGUCGUCACAUACCGGGGUGAUGUCGUCACAUACCGGGGUGAUGUCGUCACAUACCGGGUGAUGUCGUCACAUACCGGGGUGAUGUCAUUACAUACUGGGGUGAUGUCGUCACUUACCAUACCGGGGUGAUGUCGUCACAUUCCGGGGUGAUGUCAUUACAUACUGGGGUGAUGUCGUCACUUACCAUACCGGGGUGAUGUCGUCACAUUCCGGAGUGAUGUCGUCACAUACCGGAGUGAUGUCGUCACAUACCGGGGUGAUGUCGUCACAUUCCGGGGUGAUGUCAUUACAUACUGGGGUGAUGUCAUUACAUACUGGGGUGAUGUCGUCACAUUCCGGAGUGAUGUCGUCACAUACCAUACUGGGGUGAUGUCGUCACAUACCGGGGUGAUGUCGUCACAUACCGGGGUGAUGUCGUCACAUACCGGGGUGAUGUCGUCACAUUCCGGGGUGAUGUCAUUACAUACUGGGGUGAUGUCGUCACUUACCAUACCGGGGUGAUGUCGUCACAUUCCGGGGUGAUGUCAUUACAUACUGGGGUGAUGUCGUCACUUACCAUACCGGGGUGAUGUCGUCACAUUCCGGGGUGAUGUCAUUACAUACUGGGGUGAUGUCGUCACUUACCAUACCGGGGUGAUGUCGUCACAUUCCGGAGUGAUGUCGUCACUUACCAUACCGGGGUGAUGUCGUCACAUUCCGGAGUGAUGUCGUCACAUUCCGGGGUGAUGUCAUUACAUACUGGGGUGAUGUUGUCACUUACCAUACCGGGGUGAUGUCGUCACAUUCCGGGGUGAUGUCAUCACAUUCCGGGGUGAUGUCGUCACAUACCAUACCGGGGUGAUGUCGUCACAUUCCGGGGUGAUGUCGUCACAUUCCGGGGUGAUGUCGUCACAUUCUGGGGUGAUGUCAUCACAUACUGGGGUGAUGUCGUCACUUACCAUACCGGGGUGAUGUCGUCACAUUCCGGGGUGAUGUCAUCACAUACCGGGGUGAUGUCAUCACAUACCGGAAUGAUGUCGUCACAUACCGGGGUGAUGUCGUCACAUUCCGGGGUGAUGUCGUCACAUUCCGGGGUGAUGUCGUCACAUACCGGGGUGAUGUCGUCACAUUCCGGGGUGAUGUCGUCACAUUCUGGGGCUGUUGUAACUUUCCGUCUUUUAUUUUUUACUUUCUGUCAUUCCAGGUCGAGUCUGCCUUAUUUCCAAACGUUCUGAUUGUGGGGAGAAGUUGUAAAGCGGCGUGUUUUAUGACGACUAAAUUAAAGUUUUUUUAAAACUGGUGAAAA